Cercopithifilaria johnstoni is the source of this 201-nucleotide messenger RNA. Lineage: Eukaryota; Metazoa; Nematoda; Chromadorea; Rhabditida; Onchocercidae. The record is from the annotation of a GenBank genome assembly.
AUGAGAAGUCGUUGUGGUAUUAUUUCGACUCCAUCGAAGAAGGAAGCACAAAAACCAUGGAAAGCGACAACACCACUGCGACCAUUCAAUCAAGGAAUAUAUCGGAAUUGCAUUCGCACGAAGUCUUCGAAAAGUUCUGGCCAGCAUUCAAGUGUAUCUGAAAAAGAAAAUCGGUUGGAUACGCAAGUAUUGUUUUACUGA